Messenger RNA from Sinocyclocheilus rhinocerous, 2345 nucleotides. RefSeq names its product ribose-phosphate pyrophosphokinase 1-like. The transcript has 7 exons. Gene Ontology annotation, cellular component: cytoplasm; ribose phosphate diphosphokinase complex. Lineage: Eukaryota; Metazoa; Chordata; Actinopteri; Cypriniformes; Cyprinidae. Gene Ontology annotation, molecular function: ATP binding; ribose phosphate diphosphokinase activity; magnesium ion binding. Gene Ontology annotation, biological process: ribonucleoside monophosphate biosynthetic process; purine nucleotide biosynthetic process; 5-phosphoribose 1-diphosphate biosynthetic process. The record is from RefSeq and is a predicted model, not a curated record. The coding region runs from base 206 to 1162 and encodes 318 amino acids.
AACACAAGUAGGCGGGGCUACGAUGGCACAUAGUGGAUUUGCUGCGCGGACGGACCCGAAUCAGAGUAGACAACCGGCACCAGGCCCAUGGCACUUCAUUUAACACUUAUUUAGAAGAGGUCGUUUUAGCUUAGUGUUUAAAAAAACAAAACAAAAAAACACUGUACACCACCCCGACACUAUAGGCACCACGGAUCAGCCCAGAAUGCCAAACAUUAAGAUAUUUUCUGGCAGUUCGCAUCCGGAUCUGUCGCAGAAGAUCGCGGACCGACUGGGACUUGAACUGGGGAAAGUGGUCACUAAAAAAUUCAGCAAUCAGGAAACCUGUGUAGAGAUAGGAGAGAGUGUGCGUGGAGAAGAUGUCUAUAUUGUCCAGAGUGGCUGUGGCGAAAUAAACGACAAUCUUAUGGAGCUGCUGAUCAUGAUCAAUGCCUGUAAGAUUGCAUCAGCGUCCAGAGUCACGGCGGUUAUUCCUUGUUUCCCCUACGCUCGGCAGGACAAGAAGGACAAGAGUCGGGCUCCAAUCUCAGCCAAGCUUGUCGCCAACAUGCUGUCUGUAGCCGGAGCAGACCACAUCAUCACCAUGGACCUACAUGCAUCUCAAAUUCAGGGGUUCUUUGACAUCCCAGUUGAUAACUUGUACGCUGAGCCGGCAGUCCUCAAAUGGAUAAAAGAAAAUAUCAAUGAAUGGAAGAAUUGCACCAUUGUUUCUCCUGAUGCUGGUGGAGCCAAGAGAGUGACAUCCAUCGCAGACCGCCUGAAUGUGGACUUUGCCCUAAUCCAUAAGGAGCGGAAAAAGGCCAAUGAGGUGGAUCGUAUGGUGUUGGUUGGGGACGUGAAGGACCGAGUGGCGAUUUUAGUAGACGACAUGGCAGACACGUGUGGGACAGUAUGUCACGCGGCUGACAAAUUGGUGUCUGCGGGAGCCACUAAAGUGUACGCCAUCUUGACUCAUGGCAUCUUCUCUGGGCCAGCCAUUUCUCGUAUCAAUAAUGCCAACUUCGAGGCAGUUGUGGUCACCAACACAAUUCCACAGGAGGACAAAAUCAAACACUGCAACAAGAUUCAGGUGAUCGACAUUUCUAUGAUCCUGGCUGAAGCUAUUAGGCGAACGCAUAAUGGGGAGUCAGUUUCAUACUUGUUUAGUCAUGUCCCCUUAUAACAUGUACACACACGCACAGAUAACAUGUCUUCACGCAUGCCAUCACUGUGUACAAACUCAUAUGAUGGAGAACCAUUGCUGGCUCUGUUAAGCCAUGUUCCUUUGUAAGAGUCUCAUACAUGCACCAUUUAACUGAAGACAUAUUCUGGACAGUGAAUGAAAGCCCUUUGUGCAACACACAGCUCCCUGUUUCUGUUGCAUGUGCUGACUUACCUUUUUUCCAAGAGUAUUGUGAUAUGUAACAACUCCUAUCAUCGUGAUUUCCAUUCACUUUUCACUCACUAUAUUUCACCCAUCACUCUAUGGUAUAUAAAUGUUACCUGCAUGUUAGACUGAGGAUUCACUUGAACGUUGCUGUCUGUUAUUUCCGCCUUAGAAACCAUUUAAAACCAUUGACACGACAACCCCUGCUUAUAAUGGAAAAUCUCCUGUAAUACUGGAAUUUUUUUUAUGUUUUAGCUCUGAAGUUUGUGUAACUUAAAGGUACGAUAGAUGUUUAUGACUUUUGUAACACUUAAUUUUGUUAUGGAAUCUAAUUACUAACAUGUGGUAGAUUGAAAUAGAAUAUGGGUUAAGCCCCUUUAGAUUGCCAUUGUUAUGGCAGCUGAAUUUUUUUUCUUUUGUUUCUCUUCUCAGGUGUCAGUUUUAGGUUGAUUUUUUUUUUCUUCAUUACUUUAUUAAUUGUCAUCUCUUCAGGGUCUUUUGACAGGAUGAAAACCAAGAUCUUGGUGGAAAAAUUAGGUCACAUUUUUAAGUUGUGAUAAAAUGUUUCUUUUAUAUCUAUGUUCAUGUUUACAGUUACGCAGCGUUUUUGACUGCUUGAACACAGAUCUGUGAAGUUCCCUUUAGAUUUGACUGAACACACACCUAAGUCCUAAUUAAGUGGCUACUGUAGAAUUGGCCCAAACAAUCAGCUUGUUGAACUAUAUUUUUGUUGUUUCUUGCUUAUAACUGUGUGGGUCAGUGUGUUUGGUUUGAGUACGUUUCUUUUUCCAUGCUACUUAAGCGAGAACCGGGAUAAUACACUUAACUAUCCUACAGCUUACACUGGAGCAGUAAGUGAGAUGACCGAGCUUGAUUUGAUAGGUCUAUGCCGUUUGCCUUAAUGAAGGAGAAAAAUGCUGACGAUUGUAUCUCAUCUGAAUGCAGAAUGAUGAGUAAAGUAUUUCAUGUAUAAACUGCA